Molecule: messenger RNA, 282 nt
Organism: Durusdinium trenchii
Lineage: Eukaryota; Dinophyceae; Suessiales; Symbiodiniaceae
Source: the annotation of a GenBank genome assembly
AUGGUAGGCGGAUGCCAUACUGAAAUUUCUCGCAGAGUGUCGCAGAGCUCAACAGCCACAGAAUGGGUGGACGAUUCAGCUACUCAAGUCUGCAUGAAUUGUCAUGCACGUUUUGGAGUCAUGCAAUUCCGUCGAAAGCAUCACUGCCGAAGAUGCGGAAAGGUGGUUUGCAACUCCUGUUCACGAUCGCGUGAACUAGUUGCAGAUUAUCAUCCAGUUCAACCUCAAAGAGUUUGCAAUAGUUGCGUAGCCUCUCCAACAGUUCCAGAGAUUCCAGAGGAG